CUUGAAGAAGGCCGCUAGCGAGCAGGAUUGGAGUCUCCCUCAGCACUUGGACGUCGAUAAUGCUUGGAGCCUUGUUUACUCGAAAAUGUUGUCCCUUAUUGAUGAUGUUGUCCCCAUAUCCAAACGAAAACCAUUUACUAGAGGUCCCCCUGGAUUGACCGAGAGCUACGAUCGCUCAUGAACCAAAGACACAAACUUUGGAAUCGCUAUAGGCUUUCGAGAUUGGAAACCGAUUAUAGCAAUUAUAAAUUGGUCCGGAACGUAUGUACCUCGAAAAAACGUACGAAACGGCAGCAAUACGAAGGUCAUCUGGCUGAACAUUCCAAGUCUAUACCGAAGCUGCUUUUCUCCUACUUGAAAAGGAGCACCAGAGCCGGAAGUGGAAUACCGUCUUUGCAUUCCCACGAUCUUAAUACCGUGCUCCACGACGAUGCUGAUAAAGCUAAUCUUUUAGCUCGCCAUUAUUCAUCGGUCUAUACAACGGGGGUGCCGUCAGUUGAUUGUUAUUCAUCCUUGCUCUCCGCUCUCAGCGAUAUGGACAUAAAUGUUACUGUGGUAUACAAACUUUUGUGCGAGUUGGAUCCCAACUCUUCCCCGGGACCUGAUGGACUGCAUCCUCUUUUCCUCAAGAUUGUGGCCGAAUAUAUCGCUGUUCCUAUCUGCCACGUAUUUCGGUGCUCACUUGAGGCCGGGCGUCUUCCGCUUGCCUGGAAAGCGGGCAUAGUCAAGCCCAUAUACAAAGGAGGUAAUCGGCAAGAUCCUACGAAUUAUCGGCCCAUUUGUCUAACAUCUGUCGUCUGUAAGGUUAUGGAGAGGAUUCUUAAGCGAGCUCUCAACCUGCACUUCCAGAACCUCAAGAUCAUUUCAGCUGCGCAGCAUGGGUUUUGUCCUUCGCGUUCAUGUGUCACCAAUCUUCUGGUAGCUCGAGAAAAGUGGGCUAAAUCCAUGGAUGCUGGUAAGCGGCUAGAUGUCGUAUUUGUGGAUUUUAGUAAAGCUUUUGACAAGGUUCCACACGAAAUUUUGCUUAGCAAACUUCGCAGUAUUGGUGUUUCAGGAAAAAUCCUCUCUUGGCUCACUGAUUUCCUGCAUGACCGCGCUUUCCGUGUGCAACGGUGUUCCGCAAGGCUCUGUUCUUGGCCCUGAACUUUUUAAAGUCUUUAUUAAUGAUCUGGCAUCUGUACUA
Dicrocoelium dendriticum is the source of this 1183-nucleotide messenger RNA. NCBI's taxonomy places the organism in Eukaryota, Metazoa, Platyhelminthes, Trematoda, Plagiorchiida, Dicrocoeliidae. The record is from the annotation of a GenBank genome assembly.